Messenger RNA from Penicillium cinerascens, 2367 nucleotides. Its product is annotated as Zn(II)2Cys6 transcription factor. Gene Ontology annotation, cellular component: nucleus. Bases 1 to 2367 code for a protein of 788 amino acids. The record is from RefSeq and is a predicted model, not a curated record. Gene Ontology annotation, biological process: DNA-templated transcription; regulation of transcription by RNA polymerase II. Gene Ontology annotation, molecular function: RNA polymerase II cis-regulatory region sequence-specific DNA binding; zinc ion binding; DNA-binding transcription activator activity, RNA polymerase II-specific. The transcript is spliced from 4 exons. Lineage: Eukaryota; Fungi; Ascomycota; Eurotiomycetes; Eurotiales; Aspergillaceae.
AUGGGCCGGGAUCGCGCCGCUUUGGGGGACGCUUUUGGGGCGUCGGCGAUGCUUGGCAAUCUCAUCUUCAACAUCGGUGACGUGAAUGCAACCGCAUCAAUGCAAACCCCGCAGUCACGUAAACGGCCUCGGCCUAUUGUCUCCUGUCUUCGAUGCAGGGAAAAGAAACUAAAAUGUGAUCGACUCAUGCCGUGUCAGAACUGUGUCAAGUCGGCCUGCCGCGCCGACUGCACCUACAACCAACAACCCGGAGCCGAGUCACAAUCCCCGCCAAAACGAGUCCAAUUGACAGAGGGUGAGCAUUAUCAGCGCACUAUUCCGGCGAUAGCGGGCGUCGGCAUCAUCGAAGAUCUGCAGAUGCGGGUUAUCAAGCUCGAGGAGCGCCUUGCCGGGCCCAAUGGGAACUGGGGGCCGAUCAGAGAUGCCCCCGUUCAGAGUUCAUGGCCCCAGACUGAUACAACUCAGUCAACUUCUCACUUCCUCGGGACUCUGGUGGUCAAGGGAUCUCGUUCCCGCUACCAUGGGCAGAACAACAGAACCACGCUACUCAACCAGUUCGCCGACGCGAAAACAUUCAUCAACCAAUGUUCCAGUGAUUCGGCUCUCGUGGGGUUGGCCAAAGAAGUCCAAUUUCUCCAGUCCAAGUCUCAACUGGUGAUGGCUUCGCCAGAGUCACUCUCUGGCUUAGACACAUUCCCCGAGAUGCAGCACUUGCUGAAUUCUCUUCCUCCAAAACCCGUUUGUGACCAACUGCUAGAGGUUUACACCAAGAUCUUCGAGAAGACUCUCAGAAUCCUCCACAUCCCUUCACUUCUACGCCAAUACAACGACUUUUGGGAUAACAAAGAAACCCACUCCUCCUCAAUAUCUUUCUUUGUUCCCCUCCUCACCUCAAUACUGACUGUGGCUGUUUCUUUCGAAACAUCACCACCUUUACCGGAAUAUUCAUCAUCAUGGGAGUAUUUGAUGCAAGAUGCACCAGAUCUUAUCUCAGACUGGCUGAAAAAUCUCCCGCGGAAGCAAACUGUCGAGUUGUGCUCACUUCAGGUUCAAACAAUCCACCUUCUCUCUUGUCAACUGCGCCUCGUGCCGGUCGAAGAACAAUGGAAAGCCAGUGGUGUACUCGUCCGAUCUGCCAUGACGAUGGGUCUUCAUGUCAAUCUGUCCCAAGCCACGAAUCUGUCAUUCUUCCAGGCAGAGAUCCGACGCAGGCUGUGGAUAACCAUCGUUGAGUUGGACCUCCAAGCAUCCAUCGCGUCGGGCAUGCCUGUCAUGACCCCAGCUCUUGACUUUGGCCCCCUGACUCCCAACAAUCUCAAUGAUGAAGACUUUGACGAGUCCACACCCAACCGGCCAUUAUGCAAGACCUUGGACGAAGAAACCGAUUCCUCCGCUCAAAUAAUCCUGGCUACUUGCCUGUCUCAACGGAUCAGAGCCAUGAACAUGGCACAGAACACAAACGCGCGUGAAAACAUUGAAGAGCGCGUCAAGCAGGGACGUGAACUCGAGGAGUAUUUACUUAGUGUGUCACCCCAUCUGAGGUUAAAACCUGAAUUGGGGAGCCAGGAUCCCUCACUUGUUUUCCAACGCGUCCUCCUUGAUAUUUCUCUUCGCCGUCCUCUUCUCUGCCUUUACCGACCUGUGAUCACCAAUGCCCCGAAUAAUAGCAGUGACACUUCAUUCUACGAAGUCCAACGCGUAUGCCUUGACUCCUCAUUGGAAAUUUUAUCCUAUCAAGAUUAUUUUGAUCCCAACAUCUCCGAUAUUGAGGUCUCCAAUUUGAACACGUACUGGAACGCGUUCGGCAUACUCUUUCAAAAUGACAUCCUCUUGUCUGCUCUCAGCAUUUGCGAACACAUGAGACUCUCCAAUCAACGUUCCACCAUCCACUCUCCAUCCAACGAUGUGUCAUCGGAAACCCCUUCCCACUAUGAGACACACACCAAAGCAAGUCUGAUCCGUGUUGUUGAGAACGCGCUCGCCACGCUGACGCGUCGUAUCGGUGAGAAAAACAGCAACAUGAAAGACAUUCUCUUCCUGGCAGUUGUCCUCCACUCAGUACGUGCCCGGGGCACAGCUGAACAACGAGUUCGGACCAUCUCCCAAGGAGCGAAGAAGGCACUGUCGGCAUGUCGACAACAUCUACUAACCUCGGCUGCGGAACAGUCGAUUGGACUCCAGCUGGCGGACUUUGUUCAAUUGAUUCAGUCCAACGAGUCUAUCAUCCCACCUGGCAGUCAGCCACAAUUACCUCCCACUUCUCAGAUGCCAGACCUGUCACAAUCAUCUUUACUUGCGAAUGAGUUCAACAACUUCGAGAUGGAUGUGUUCUCCUUUGAUGAUGAGUCGUUUACGUGGACCAUGUGA